GUUGGAACGUAACAAUACCCGUGAAAAUGGUUAAAAGAAUGUUCGUUUAAAACUCUCGUUUAUUUAACGAAGACACGCGUCUUGCAACUAAGAUGGAAAAUGAAGUCUGAGUUCUGUGCAUGAUGGAAGAUGAGAGGAGGUUGAUGAAAAAGGAUCCAAAAAGAGUAUAUAAAGUGAAAUUGAAAAGAUCAAAAGCAAAUGCUAGAGAAAGAAAUAGGAUGCAUGGUUUAAAUGCUGCGUUGGAUAGGCUGAGAAGUUGUAUGCCUAUCCAGCAAAUUCACACAGACGCAAACUCGACUCCUCAAAAAUUGUCCAAAAUCGAAACGCUCCGUCUUGCUAGAAACUACAUCGCAGCAAUGACCCAAACUCUUCAAGAAGGCAGACCCAUGGAAAUGGGUCGGUACGUGAAAAUAUUGAGCAAUGAGUUGAGUCAGACCACUGCGAAUCUUUUGCAAGGAGCUUUGUUGAGUAGGAACGAGGGCCACGAGUAUCUGGAGAGAUACGUGAAUAAUUGUGAGAAUUAUUAUCAUUCCAAGUCGCAUGGUCAACAAUCGUAUUUUUGCAAUUACCCAGGUACGUACGGAGAAGAAAAUUAUGGUCGUUUAUGGGAUACAUACAAAGACAACUGGCCAGGAAUACAGAACUGUAUUUACUUCAAUCACAAUGGCAAUUUUUUUAAUGAAAACGUUUACCCUCAUGACAUUAUCUAGUCAUCUUGUUUGGAGUCGAAACAUACGUUGAUUCCGCAUCAAUUUUUGCUUAAUUCGUCACGCUAGAUGUAGCCCAAAAGAAUGGAAAAUGUAUCUUGGUGUUACCUUUUUCACAUUCUGGAUUAAAAAAGAAUUGAAUGAAACAUGUGCCCAUACCAGAUAGCACAGAACGUCUUCAAAACGUCCAUUUUAUGCUUUAAUGAUGUCUGAACGCCUGAGACGUUGAAAAGACGUCUUUAAGAUGUCCUUAAUGCGACACGACGUUUCAUGACACGAUAUAAAACAAACAUUUUUAAGACGUUUUCUUAUGUCUUUUAGAAGGCGUGGUUAAAAUUUAUAGUAUUCGGC
Messenger RNA from Acanthoscelides obtectus, 1058 nucleotides. NCBI's taxonomy places the organism in Eukaryota, Metazoa, Arthropoda, Insecta, Coleoptera, Chrysomelidae. The record is from the annotation of a GenBank genome assembly.